Messenger RNA from Fusarium falciforme, 1311 nucleotides. RefSeq lists its product as hypothetical. The record is from RefSeq and is a predicted model, not a curated record. Gene Ontology annotation, molecular function: protein binding. The coding region runs from base 1 to 1311 and encodes 436 amino acids. Lineage: Eukaryota; Fungi; Ascomycota; Sordariomycetes; Hypocreales; Nectriaceae. The transcript has a single exon.
AUGGCUGGCCAGAACAUUCCUCCUACGCCAACUCUAUGCUACAGCGCCCUGCAAGCUUUGGCCAUACAUCCCGACUACGUCGUACGCCAGCGGGUAAUCGAGAUGAUGCAGAGUUACUGGUUCGAAUUCACCAGAAGCGCCAGGCAAAACAUUAUUGUGGGGAUGCUCCGGGAAGGACAGCACGAGCUCGCCCUGUCAAAGUUUGAGGAGUUCUUUGAGCAAGAGGGACGGGUUGAGCUUUGGGUCUACGACGCCUUCAUCAUCGAAUUUGGCAGAGUAGGCCUCUUUGAUGGACUGCUGGAGAUGCUCAAGAAGAGGAGAGCUGCCAAGGGUACAGAUGAUGCCUUUAGGAGCCUCCUCUACCAUGCUCUGGAUGUCUUCAGUCAGGCAUAUCACUACGAGGGGACGGUUUGGGCAUGGACACGCACUGUUAGGACCCCUAUGCACAAUCCCUCCGUUGUUACUCUCGAAAACGUUCUGGGCACGGCAGCGAGACACGGCGACAUGAUUUUAGCCCAUGAGGUUAUCAACAUCCUACGUAACCUGGAUAUCAAAAUCUCCAAGGAGCAUUACGAAGCCCUCAUCGAAGCCUCCAUCAAGGCGGGAAAUCUGGGGGGUGCAUUCCAGCAUCUGAGCACCAUGGAGCAAGCAGGUCUUCAUCCGGACCGAGGAAGCACCAGGACUAUCUACAAGGCACUGAGGGAAAACCCAGAACGCAUCGAAACGGCGGUCGGUGCUCUCGAGGAAAAUAGGGGAAAUCUUUCGGCGCAGGCUAUCUCGGUUACGAUGGAAGCCAUGGCCCAAGAACGUGGCACAGAGGCUGCCAUGCCUCUCUACCGCGAUUUUGCCUUCCUCAGCGGCAAGAACCCUGACCAUUUCCUCUUCAGGGAUUUGUUGAUGAACACUGAGCAGGCCAAGACAAGGUACACUCUGGCAAAGGACUACAGCUCCAUGUUCAGAAACGAGGCGGUGUCAAGAGAUAUCAUCAAGGCGUAUGACGCGAUGAUCCUGGCCUGCCUCGAAUUCGACGACCUCAACGUUGCGUUCAGGCUGGCAAGCCGUGUUAUUGCGACGAAUAGGUCGAGAAAUGGGGAGGAGGACCCCAAGUUAUGGCGGUGGGCGGAAUGGGUCCGGCCCCUUGUCAGAGCUGGUCUGGAAGUGGAGGAUAACCGUGUAUGGCCGAUUGUGGACGCGCUGGAUCAAGGUGAUGAUGGGCCAGCCAAGAUGGUGCGGUUGUUGCUUUCCCAGCGCCGCCAGGGAAGCAAGGGGGUUGACACGCGGGAAAAGAACGACACGCCUGAUGCCUUGUAG